CCGCCGCGUCGCGGGCUGGUGGGCUCCGCGGCGGAUCUGGUGCGGGGAAAUGACCCUGCCCGGGGGCCCGACGGGCAUGGCGAGGCCGGGAGGCGGGGGGCCCUGCAGCCCCGGGCUGGAGCGGGCCCCGCGCCGGAGUGUCGGGGAGCUGCGCCUGCUUUUCGAGGCGCGCUGCGCCGCGGUCGCCGCCGCCGCCGCCGCCGGGGAGCCCCGGGCCCGCGGGGCCAAACGGCGUGGGGGACAAGUCCCCAACGGGCUUCCGCGAGCCCCCCCGGCCCCGGUGAUCCCGCAGCUGACGGUGACCGCCGAGGAGCCAGACGUGCCCCCGGCCAGCCCCGGGCCGCCCGAGCCGGAGGGCGGCUGGCUCCCGGCCGCGGGCUCCUCGCACCUGCAGCAGCCGCGCCGCCUCUCCACCUCGUCGCUUUCCUCCACCGGCUCCUCGUCGCUGCCGGAGGACUCGGAGGACGAUCUGCUGAGCGACAGCGAGAGCCGGAGCCGCGGCAACGUGCAGCUGGAAGCGGGCGAGGACGUGGGGCAGAAAAGCCACUGGCAGAAGAUCCGGACCAUGGUGAACAUGCCCGUCAUAAGCCCUUUCAAGAGGCGCUACGCCUGGGUGCAGCUGGCUGGGCACACCGGGAGUUUCAAGGCGGCGGGCACCAGCGGGCUGAUCCUGAAGCGCAGCUCCGAGCCGGAGCGCUACUGCCUGGCGCGGCUGAUGGCCGACGCGCUGCGCGGCUGCGUGCCUGCCUUCCACGGCGUGGUGGAGCGCGACGGCGAGAGCUACCUGCAGCUGCAGGACCUGCUCGACGGCUUCGAUGGACCCUGCGUACUUGACUGCAAGAUGGGCAUCAGGACUUACCUGGAAGAGGAGCUGACCAAAGCCCGCGAACGGCCCAAGCUGCGGAAGGACAUGUACAAGAAGAUGCUGGCCGUGGACCCGGAGGCGCCCACGGAGGAGGAGCACGCGCAGCGCGCCGUCACCAAGCCGCGCUACAUGCAGUGGCGGGAAGGCAUCAGCUCCAGCACCACGCUCGGCUUCCGCAUCGAGGGGAUCAAGAAAGCCGACGGAUCCUGCAGCACAGACUUCAAGACCACGCGAAGCCGGGAGCAGGUGAUUGGCGUCUUCCGGGAGUUCGUGCAAGGGGAUGCGGAAGUGCUGAGGAGGUAUCUGAACCGCCUGCAGCAGAUCCGGGACACCUUGGAGGUCUCUGAGUUCUUUCGGAGGCAUGAGGUGAUCGGCAGCUCCCUGCUUUUCGUACACGAUCACUGCCAUCGCGCGGGCGUGUGGCUCAUCGACUUCGGCAAGACCACGCCCCUCCCUGACGGCCAGACCCUGGACCAUCGGAGGCCCUGGGAGGAGGGCAACCGCGAGGACGGCUAUUUGCUGGGGCUGGACAAUCUCAUUAGCAUCCUGGCCAGCCUGGCCGAGAGAUGAGGCUAGGCCCCUGUCCCCGCACAGACCCGCUGGUCUCGCAAAUGGACCUGCAGCUUUGUUCCCGCUGUGCAUGCUGGGAAAAGACAAACCCAGAGGUUGGGGUGGUUCAUAAGGUCCUGUAGGACCAGGUGCCAACCACUGUGGGACGCACUGCACGCACCAAGGCUGUUCCCCAUACAAACCCAAGCGGUCCCAGAGCCGAUGACACUAAUUUAGGGGGUGGGGGUAGACUGGGACAAUGGGCAUCUUCCUGAGUCCAGUUCUUCUGAGGGGGCGCUGUGCUUCUCCAGGGAGGUGAGAUAAUGAAUUUUACUUCACAGGCACUAGAUCUAUUGAUCUAUCCUCCCCACACUACAAUGGACUCCCCUCCCCAAUAAAACUCAAAGACACCA
Eptesicus fuscus (big brown bat) is the source of this 1827-nucleotide messenger RNA. RefSeq names its product inositol-trisphosphate 3-kinase A (gene ITPKA). The record is from RefSeq and is a predicted model, not a curated record. Gene Ontology annotation, biological process: inositol phosphate biosynthetic process. Gene Ontology annotation, cellular component: cytoplasm; nucleus. Gene Ontology annotation, molecular function: inositol tetrakisphosphate kinase activity; inositol-1,4,5-trisphosphate 3-kinase activity. Bases 50 to 1435 code for a protein of 461 amino acids. NCBI's taxonomy places the organism in Eukaryota, Metazoa, Chordata, Mammalia, Chiroptera, Vespertilionidae. The transcript is spliced from 7 exons.